AUGGCGGCCCUCAGGGCUCUGGUGUCCGGGUGCGGAAGGCAGCUCCACGGGUUCCUGGGAGGCCCCGCCACGACUGGCUGGCUGUGGCUUCCAGCUCGCAGGUUGAGAGAAGUGGUGGAGAUCCAAGAAGGGAAGACGACUGUAAUCGAAGGCCGAAUCACAGAAACUCCCAAGGCAACUCCAAAUCCCCCUAACCCCUCAGGCCAGUGCCCCAUCUGCCGCUGGAACCUGAAGCACAAGUAUAACUCUGAGGAUGUGCUGCUGCUCAGUCAGUUCAUCCGGCCACACGGAGGCAUGCUGCCCCGGAGUGUCACAGGCUUGUGCCUGGAACAACACCGGAAGAUCGAGGAGUGUGUAAAGAUGGCUCACCGAGCAGGUCUUUUACCGGAUCACAGGCCACGGCUUCCAGAAGGGUCCUUAUCCAAGAAUAAACCCAAGCUCAACCGCUACCUGACUCGCUGGGCUCCCAGCUCUGUCAAGCCCAUCUAUAAAAAAGGCCACCGUUGGGAUAAGGUGGGGAUGGCUGUGGGGUCUCCACUCCUGAAGGACAAUGUCUGCUACUCCAGAAGGCCUUUGAAGCUGAUGCAUUAAUGGGAGCCGCGCUGCUGAAUAUCCUGACCAGAACCUUCCAGAUGAUGCACUUGCCCCUCCCACCAGAACCACUGCCCUCCACACACAGC
Microtus oregoni (creeping vole) is the source of this 680-nucleotide messenger RNA. Its product is annotated as 28S ribosomal protein S18a, mitochondrial-like. Gene Ontology annotation, molecular function: small ribosomal subunit rRNA binding; structural constituent of ribosome. The record is from RefSeq and is a predicted model, not a curated record. The transcript has a single exon. Bases 1 to 591 code for a protein of 196 amino acids. Gene Ontology annotation, biological process: mitochondrial translation. Gene Ontology annotation, cellular component: mitochondrial small ribosomal subunit; ribosome. NCBI's taxonomy places the organism in Eukaryota, Metazoa, Chordata, Mammalia, Rodentia, Cricetidae.